Molecule: messenger RNA, 1791 nt
Organism: Hemicordylus capensis (graceful crag lizard)
Lineage: Eukaryota; Metazoa; Chordata; Lepidosauria; Squamata; Cordylidae
Gene: HABP4
Product: hyaluronan binding protein 4
Exons: 8
Coding region: 135-1310 (391 amino acids)
Biological process (GO): positive regulation of RNA splicing; positive regulation of translational initiation
Cellular component (GO): nucleus; cytoplasm
Molecular function (GO): RNA binding
Source: RefSeq, a predicted model, not a curated record
GUCGAUUGGCCAGUGCAGUCGGACGGGGCGGGAGAGCGGCCAUGGCGUGGUUACUUGGGCCGCGUUGAGUCAGCCUUGCUUCUUUCUGUCGCAUUCGGUAAGGGUCGGCCGCCGGUGCCGCCGCCGCCACGGCGAUGAUGAAGGGCACGCUGGCCAGCCCCGUAGCCGCCGCCAGCACCAUGCAAGAGAGUUUCGGCUGCGCCGUCGCCAACCGCUUCCAUCAGCUCCUGGACGACGAGUCUGACCCUUUCGACAUUCUCCGGGAGGCUGAGCGGCGCAAACAGCAAAGCAAGAAGCGCGAAGAUGCUGCCGUCUCCGCUGGCAGGAAACCCGGCCUUGGUGGAGCCGCUGCCGCUGCCGCUGCCGCCAAAAGAGAAUCCCAGAAGGAGCGCAAGGGCCCCACGUUCCUGCAGCCGGAGAGCCCCCCAGCGCCAGGCCAGAAGCGAGCUCCGAAAAGGGGAGAACAGCAAGGAUGGAACGAUAGCCGAGGUACAGAGGUAAAGCAAGAUAAAGCUGAAUGGAGACCUUCUUUCAGGGAAUAUCGUCCUCAUGAAGUGGAUAGGCAAGCAGAGUUUAUGCUAGAAAGACCAAUAGACCGAUUUGAUCGAGAAAGGCCAAUGAGAGGUCGGGGAGGAAGAGGUGGAAUCAGAGGCAGAGGUAGAGGUGGUGGAAUGAACAGAACUUUCAAUGGCUUUGAUCAGAGAGGGAAACGGGAAUUUGAUCGGCAGAGUGGGAGUGACAAAACAGGAAUCCGAUCAGAAGACAAAAGGGGCGGAAGUGGACCUCGCAAUUGGGGAGCUGUUAAAGAUGAUCUGAGUGAGAUGGAACAGACUGCACCCAUGGAAGAAACUGCAGAAACAGAAGAGCAUGCAGGAGCACCUGAGGGAGACUCUCCAAACAAAAUUGCUGAAGGGGAGCCUGCAGAAGAUGCGGUGCAAGAGAUGACCUUGGAUGAAUGGAAGAAUCUUCAGGAACAAAAUCGACCAAAGCCUGAAUUCAACAUCAGGAAGCCUGAAACAGCUGUUCCUUCCAAAGCAGUGGUGAUUCACAAGUCAAAAUAUAGAGAUGAUGUACUGAAGGAAGAUUUUGAGGAUGAUUCUCACUUUUUCCGGAAAGCAGCAAAUGACAUAACUUCUCAGCUAGACAUAAAUUUUGGGAACCUCCCUCGCCCUGGGCGUGGAGCCAGAGGAAUGCGAGGAGGCCGUGGACGUGUUCGGAGAGCUGAGGAUGCAGGACCCAGGCCAGAAGUGAUGAUGCACAUCAGCGCGCCAAAUCCUGAUGACCCUGAGGAUUUUCCUGCUCUAGCUUGAAAUAACUGAACUGAAUAAUGGCACCUCAAAAGUUCCUGUGAAGAUACCAUUUCUAUGUUGGUGUAGAAGAGAAUCAUCCAAGUCUACAGAGAGAAAUGACUUUUGUGUGUGAAUUUUGCACUUCUAUUGUGUUAAGGGCCUAGAGAAAUCCAGUGGGCUAGGAGACAAGUCCAGGACCACUGUUUUGGGACUGUGUGAAGGAUUAUGGUAUCUUACAUGAGGGGUUUCAAAUAAAUGUUCAGGAUGAUGGUGUCAAGCAGGUGCAGAGGGAUGGCUUUGUCCAUGGUGUCACAAUAUAAUGUAAGCUAUACAUGAUGGGCUGUUCUGGGGACUGGAUAGCAAAAACCCAUACACAUAACAGCUGUUUUCCUUACUUCACUGGGUGAAAUGUACCUUUGCAAACUCAAGCAAUUGCACAAUAAUGUUCAGAGGUUAGCAAAUAAAAAAAAACCCUGAUCAUUGGUUGGGAAGUGAGAUGCUA